Messenger RNA from Spirometra erinaceieuropaei, 2066 nucleotides. The record is from the annotation of a GenBank genome assembly. Lineage: Eukaryota; Metazoa; Platyhelminthes; Cestoda; Diphyllobothriidea; Diphyllobothriidae.
AUGGAUAAGAGCGUGUGCAGAGAGGAGGCACACUUCCUACCCAACAGUCUCUUCUAUGCCCGGACACAUCAUUCAGCCACUCAGCGCGUCUGCACUGCCAGUGGCAACAAGGAACCACCAGCGCCACGCAUUCACUGUUUCCUCUGUGAACUUCCCCGCAGUCCCUGGGCUCUCAUUUUCGAUUAUAGCCUGCCCGUCUGCCGGGGCUGUGUUAACUACGAAGGCGCUGAUCGUGUGGAACAGGUCAUUCAGUGGGCUCUUGCCCAGAAGACCUGCCAGGACUUCCCAGCUGGCAGCAAACAGUCUUUUGGCGGAGAACAGAGUCAGACUACGGGCGUGGCUGCGAACGCCCCCCUGCUUCACCGCUGUGCGCCCCUAACACCCGCCUCCGCCUCAUGUACUUCACCGUCCUCGCGUCUUCAUCUGACCUCCCCAACCUCCACAGUGAGCGUCAGAGAUGAGGCUCCAACCGGUAAGUACACCCAUACUGUCUCAACCGCAUCCGGUACUGACAUCGCCACAGCAAGCUUUGCCAACGUUGCAGGCAACGUGACUGCCACACGAAAUACAAUCGAUGCGAUCAGAUCCCUGAAUGGCAAUUCAGCCACAGUUGCGGCAGCAGUUUACUUUGAAGCACUGCGUAUCCUAAGGUUGCGUCAUGCCAAUGAGCCAUCCCUGGACUGUAUUCGCCUGCCCCAUCUGGUGCGCCUACGUACACGUCCCGCCUGUACUGCACUCCUUGUCGGUCUUAUGGAUUCUAACGCCCUGGUAAGCUGUCGCGAGAGACCCUUCUUUGAAUUUCCGCCUGGAUCCGGCCACUUGGUUCGCGGACUAGACAACCUGACGGAGGAAAUGUGUGCGAGGGAGGGUGAUCAGGGUCCUGAGUCAGCGGCCGCGGCAGUAAUCGAGGUGGAACUGCCUGCUCAGAGCAACCGGUGGCAUAGUCUGGAUCGUCUGCUCAAUCUUCUCACACCUACGAUUGGUCCUUUAGCGCCGGUUAUGGAGGAACUUCAACACAAACAGCAGUCAGGCAACUGCAGCCUGCUCUUUCCUAACUCAGACCUCGAUCCUGAGAGGCGACAAUCCGGGCAGGGACGUUCUUGCAACGAUAUUACCAGCUCCACCGACAGGGAUAGUAUUGGUAAGACUGGCAGCGAAGUGGCCGGAGCGACACCGGCGGCGGCGGCGGCGGUGGCGACAGAAAAGGUCAAAUGCCUCUUCUGUGCAGUCUGCCUCGAGGGUACACACUUCGUCCAGUGUCCAGCCAAGGCAAACCAUCGAUUCUGCUUCGUCUGUGCUAGACAGUAUCUCCUUCAGGAUGUCAGACCUUGGCUGCGCAAAGUUGCAGCCAGCGGUUUGCCGAAGAUCUACUGUCCCAGCGGCCAACUGUGCAUGCUGCCCGGCUCCAAGAGUCCCUGGGCUCUCAUGGAGUCGGAGAUUGCUGUCAUCUUGGGAGUGCAACCACCAAGCGCAUUCAAUUCCUCCGGCCUGCCUUGUGAAAAGCGUCCAGCUGCCUGCACAGACCUCAGCCAGGGAGCUGGACUGGGUCUUUCCUCGGAAACUUCCUCCAGCGGUGAAACUCAACGCGCCAAGAGGUCAAGGUCGGGCGACGAAAUGCAGGACCAAUCAAACACCAGAAUGAACGGCAGUAGAAGUAACCUGGAGUCAUCACAGACCUCGAAAGUGGCUACACCCGCAACCAGCUGCACUGAGACGGGACCUGCUUCCUCCCCGACGCUUAAACCCGCCUCCCUGCUUCCCGGUUUGAGUAAGGCGGAUGAUUUGCCGCUUACGCAGUCGCAUCCAUCUGCACACCAGUCGGUCUGAGAAGUCGUUUAGCGGCCCCCUGGUUGACUGCUUACUCCCCUUACAAUUACCGUCCUCUCUCCCUCCCUCCCUCUCCAGACAUUCUACCCACCCCUUUUUGUUUCCUUUCCUCUCGACUUUUACCCUCCGUCAGUAUAUACUCGUCUUUCUCCUUCUUCGCCUCCUCCUCCCCCUCCUCCAGCUCUUCCUCCAGCUCCUCCUCCAGCUCCUCCUCCUCCUCCUCCGUCUCCGAUCUUUAA